Messenger RNA from Phialemonium atrogriseum, 1816 nucleotides. RefSeq lists its product as uncharacterized. Gene Ontology annotation, molecular function: transcription cis-regulatory region binding; DNA-binding transcription factor activity, RNA polymerase II-specific; zinc ion binding. Bases 88 to 1545 code for a protein of 485 amino acids. The transcript has 5 exons. The record is from RefSeq and is a predicted model, not a curated record. Lineage: Eukaryota; Fungi; Ascomycota; Sordariomycetes; Cephalothecales; Cephalothecaceae. Gene Ontology annotation, cellular component: nucleus. Gene Ontology annotation, biological process: positive regulation of transcription by RNA polymerase II.
UCCACUUCAGUCCACUGGAUUAUUACCAGGUGCCGGGUUUUCUUUCCCGCAACCGAACCAGUUGGGGGACGCCCACUCCACCCCGACAUGUCCAGCGCGAGAAAUUCACACAAGGCAACAGCACGACGCCGCAGAAUAGGCUGCCGGAUUUGCCGCACCCGUCGCAUCAAAUGUGACGAGAAACAACCAUGUGGCUAUUGUUCCCGCAAGGGGCUCGACUGCGAGCAGACAGAAUUCAUCGUAUACGACGGCCGGUCAGAGUCUACUGCAGCGCCCUCUGUGAACACACGUGGAAGCCCAUCUAAACGCCGGGAGACAUCCUCCAACACCACCAGCACCAGCAAUGAUCCCGGGUCGACGUAUGAUGUCUUCCGGCAAGCUUCUUCCACUGUCACACGGGAGCCCACACUCAGCCUCCAGGCACCAGGCUCGAUUGAGGUGACGGUCACAGAGGAAAUUGCCAAGCUUCUGGGUAUCUACCAAAGCGGCAUCGGCCCGUGGAUGGACAUUUUAGACCACUCACUCGCCUACCAACGCCAGGUUGUACGCUUGGCACUCUGGUCUCCGCUCCUCAUGCAUUCCAUCUGCGCACUUUCCGCCAGGCAGAUGAGCCUUGUUGGGGAAAGAUUCCUAUGGGGCCCUGUCUCCGCGCGGCACUACGGGAAGAGCCUUGGAUUACUCAUCAGAGAACUGAACGAGCAGCAAAGCGGCCGGGAGGUUAUAAUAGCGGCUACCAUUUUACUCUGCAGCUCCGAGCUGCUGACUCUUCCGGGUGCUGAUUACCAAAGGCAUCUGUACGGUGCUCGUUCUCUUUUCCAGACCCACAACAUAGCCGCCAACGGAACCAACCUUGAGCACGCCAGCUUCUGGAUCUUUGCGCGGCAAGACGUGUCUGUGGCAAUCAUUCGCGAGUGCGCGACGCUAAUCCCCCCGCAAGAAUGGCCGGCAAUCCCUCAGUCUGGAGAGACGGAGGAGGAUAGAUUGGGGAAUCGAAUCCUGUGGUUGCUCGCAAAGAUGAUCAAGUUCAGGUUCACUCCUUUUGCGGGUGGUUGGUCUGAUCAACUGACUCUAGAUUUCCGAGAUCUGUGCUCCGAAAUCGACCUCUGGUGGGAAGGUCUCCCUUCAUCCGCUCGUGGUGUUGCAAUGGCGGACAGCUCCGGCGAUGGACUUACAAAGACGUGGUUCUGCGUUCCCUCAGCAGCGGCUGCAUGUCUGUAUUAUAACAUGGCCAAGAUUUUGUCCUUUGAAUGCUUGCUAAAGAGGCAUACGGAGUCGCCUAGCGGGUUGAGCUAUGAUAAUAGUUGGGAUGAGGGACUUCGUUCUCAUGCUCUCGCUAUUGCCUCUAUCUGUCUCUCCCGCGGCGUGGCCGAGGGUGCGUUGGUUGUUGCAGUGAAUCCUCUCUUCUACGCGGCAAGACACAUCCGAUCACUUUCACUAAAAGCCAAGAUUUGGACAUUGCUGGAACGCAUUGAGCUUUGCCUAGGAUUUCACACGAAGAACCGGGUUGCCCAAUUACAAAGAGAAUUGGCUUUGGAUAACAACUAGGAAACAAUUCCUUGACUCCCUGCGGUGAAUACCACAGUUGUUCAUUCCACGGUACCAGCUCCAGUAGACAACGCAAUUUCACAUAAUCGCUGCGUGUGCGCAUCCAAUCCAGGCCAGUAGAAUUAUCGAGUGAGGGGGGUAGAGAGCACCAGCUCCCGACCUCCUUUCGUGCCCCACCAGGCCACCCCAAUGGCGGACCUCUCAACGUCCAUUUCCCCGUUGACAAGGAUAUCCCAGAACUUCCUCUUAGCUACUUCUCUCAUCGCUGGGA